AUGUAAAUCAAAACCGAGCCAUCUGAAGCUACGACAACAAUUUUAUAACAAAAAGCUUCAGAAAAUCAGAACAUUGAGUUUGUUUGUCAAGAAUUGUAAAACAUUUGCGCUAUUUCUUACCAACUUAUUUCUCCUAACAAUUAAUAGAGAUCAAUUAGAAAAAAGAUAAUAAAAACUAAUCGUAAAUAAACGAACAAAUCUAGGGAAUCUAAAAAAUAGACUAAUGAAAAACAAAGUCAAUAGACUAUCUAAAAUUUAAUUAUUGAAACUGAAGAAGAAUUAUAAUUAAAGAUAACUCUAAUAGAUGAUCUCUAAUCAAAAUUAUUGCAUUUAAAAACGAUGUUAUUCAAAUUGUGA
Molecule: messenger RNA, 357 nt
Organism: Paramecium tetraurelia
Lineage: Eukaryota; Ciliophora; Oligohymenophorea; Peniculida; Parameciidae
Exons: 1
Source: RefSeq, a predicted model, not a curated record